Molecule: messenger RNA, 2376 nt
Organism: Apiotrichum porosum
Lineage: Eukaryota; Fungi; Basidiomycota; Tremellomycetes; Trichosporonales; Trichosporonaceae
Exons: 7
Coding region: 1-2376 (791 amino acids)
Biological process (GO): transcription by RNA polymerase III
Cellular component (GO): transcription factor TFIIIC complex
Molecular function (GO): protein binding
Source: RefSeq, a predicted model, not a curated record
AUGGCCACGCCCUUGCGCCGUAGCGCUCGCGCGCGUCCACAGAGCACACAGAAGACCUCUCGCCAGCCAACGCCCGACUCUGACGAGUCUGAAAUCCGUGUCCCAGACGACUCUGACUCUGAGGAUGAGUAUGUCGACGAUGGCGCCGAAGCCGAGGUCGAAGAAGACGAGGGGAUGGAGGUGGAUGAGCCGGAACCCGAACCCGAGUCUGAGGAUGACGAAGAGGAAGAGGAUUGGGCCGACGAGGAGAAACCCAAGCGCGGAAAGGGCAGCAACGUGACUCCUCGUACACCCAAGACACCCAAGACGCAGCGUACACCCCGCGGCGUCCGUCGUGCCAACCUCACUCCUCGAACCGAUGCUGGACGACGAAGCACGGCUACUGCCUUGUCCAACUCGACUCUCAACGCCUACCCGCCCGCGUACCGUGACUUGCUGCUCCAGAGCGCCAACAGCCUCACGCGCAAGGACGGUGGCGAGCGCCCACCACCGCCGACACUCAAAGCACCCAUCUUCCCCCUCGGCGUGGUCACCCCCUUCAGUACGCAUCUCGCCAGCAUGCCCCGUAGGGAGCAAGUGGCCACUUUCAAGAUCACGCCCGACGACAGCCCGCACAAGGAAUCCCGUCGUGAUAGGAUGCGCGAGAAGGCCAAGCGCGUCGCUGUCAUCCCUCCUUGGCAGGCAUGGGAGGGCGAGGGUUGGUGGCCUGAGAUGUGUGCUGGGGAGGCCGGCGAGGGCAAGGGAAAGGGCAAGGCCAGCUCGGUGGCCGGACCCGUCGAGGGAUGGCAGUGGCGCUCCGAUGUCCGUCUCGGUCUCGACGGUGUGGGACGCGACGCGGCCAAGAACGUCAUUCCCGCCAGCGAGGGACGCAAAUAUGUCCCGUCCGCGGGCCCUGUUCAUCUCAACAUUGCCUCGCUCAAGUCAGAGAAGACUGUCGAGCUCAAGCAGUUUGACACUACCCCCAUUGACGCGUUCAUUUCGACCGGUUUCAUCGUCGCCGCUGGCGCACCAGUCUGGGGUCUCGACUGGUGUCCAUACCCCGACCGCCUGGCUAUAGAGCACGGUGGAGAGCAGUAUGUCGCUCUGAGUACGAUUCCUGAGGACAUUCAGCCGGCGAUCGGUGCUCGCUGCUCCCCAGAUGCUCCGGGUUCGAUCCAGAUCUGGUCUGUUCUGGGCCCCGAGGCGGGCGCCUCGUCACGACCCGAGGGCAACACCGCAUGCGAGAUUGUGCUCUGCCUCUCGGGUGGCCCCGCGCUAGACAUUCGUUGGAUGCCCCUUGGCGCCUGGGACGAGAUUGGCGGCGACGGUGUCCCCAAGAUUGGUAUCCUCGCCGCUGUUCAGCUUGAUGGCAGCCUCGCGUUCUAUGCCGUACCCCACCCUCGCGUCCUGCGUGACAAGGUUACCGAACCCGGCCCAACAUACCUGCGUGCUGAGCCUCUUCUCAAGCUGAGCAUUGCGGACGCCGCUUGCACCUGCAUCCAGUGGCUCUCUGGCCACCGCAUUGUCACUGGUCUUGCCAAUGGCCACAUCGUCGUGUGGGAUAUUGUCGAUGCGCUCAUCUCUCCGCCAUCCGAGCCCCCGCUACCAUCCAUCUACGCCACGGUUGCACUCUCAGCUAUCCGUUCUCUCUCGACCGGACGCUGCCCGCCGACCGACGCCGAUGGCGACCUCGAUUACUCUGGCGAGGCACUAUACGUUGCCUUUGGUGCAAUGGACGGCACCACCGGUGUGCUCGACAUGCGCGACCCCAGCAAUGUGGUUGAACUGAACCGCUCGCGACUGCCCUGUAUGGCCACCGCGUGGUCGCACCAUGUCGGCGUCCCGCUGUAUGCUGAUGUCGACUACAUGGUCAUCAUGGCCCAGACGCGCGCCAACCUCGGUCCUGCGACCUAUUAUCUCACCCCACACCGUGGUCCAGUAUGGGAAAUCAGCACAUCAGACUACCACACCAUGGUCGCCUCAGCGGCCAGCGACGGCUCGGUCCUUGUGUCAAACUGCGGCACAGGCUUCUACCGUCGCAAGCAAGGCGGCAUGCUCUUCCAACGCCUGUACGAGCUCGACUAUGACGAGCACACACACCAGUACAGGAUGACGGACAACUAUCGCGCCGAAGCCUCUGGUCUGGAGGAAGCCACCUCCAAAGCCACGCACAAGAACUCGCGCACAAAGGGAAACCGCGCCGAGGCCAUGGCCCCGACCACAGGGGACGCGGCAGUGGUCAAGUCUGGUGCUUGGAGUAAGCGGGUGGCGGCACACCGCGUCGCGUGGCAGAGUGGAGCGGGCAUGGCGCGUGCAGGCUGGAUCGCGAGCGGUGGUUGGUCGGGUAUUGUGCGCGUCGAGCAGCUGGUGGGCAAGUGGCUGCCACAGCCCAAGUAG